AUGCACUAUGGCUCAGGAGAACCCUUAGAUGAUAUUCUUACCGAAGAAGAAUUAAGUAGAAAUCAAAAUUUAUUUUUAAAAAAAUUGGAAAAAGUUGAUCGAAAAGAACUUGAAUGUACUACAAAUGUACAAAGUCAUAGCGAAACCUGGUACAAUGAAACAAGUUGCCGAAAAAAAGUAUUUAGUCUUCUUUAUGGCUCAAAAAUUACAUCAAGAGGAAUUUCUCAUGCUGCAAGUCCUGAUGGUUUGGUUGGAGAAAAUGGAGUAGUAGAAAUAAAAUGUCCAACUGUGGCAAUAAAUUCCUUAAACGCCGUUGACGCUGUGAAUAAUAAGCUAUUAAAAUACUGCAACAUCACGAAUGACAACAGAAUUGAACUUGAACGCGACCAUAAAUAUUAUUAUCAAGUUAUGGGACAAAUGCGCAUAACAAAUCGCAGACUGUGUUAUUUUGUAGUGUAUACCCCUAAUUGGACAAGUAUACAGGAAAUUAAAUAUGACGAAAUAUUUUGGAACACAAAAAUGGCCGAAAAACUUAUAAGGUUUUAUAUGGAGUGUUUACUACCGGAAAUUGUCGACCCACUUUAUAGUAAAAGCUUCGAAAUCACGGAUAUUAGAGAACCCAAAUAUAAAAAGGAGGCACAAAGAAAAAAAUUAAAUUAA
This is a messenger RNA of Macrosiphum euphorbiae (potato aphid), 660 nucleotides long. NCBI's taxonomy places the organism in Eukaryota, Metazoa, Arthropoda, Insecta, Hemiptera, Aphididae. The record is from the annotation of a GenBank genome assembly.